Caenorhabditis sp. 36 PRJEB53466 is the source of this 3458-nucleotide messenger RNA. The record is from the annotation of a GenBank genome assembly. NCBI's taxonomy places the organism in Eukaryota, Metazoa, Nematoda, Chromadorea, Rhabditida, Rhabditidae.
AUGACUAGUCGCAUUCAAGCAAAGGCCGGUGUUUACUCGGUGAGCAGAGCGGAUUUCACGAAGGCAUUCGAAGAUGUUCCAAAAGUUGUAAGCCUAUUAAUUUUGCUAUAUGACAUGUUGUGGAUUUUGUCAAUUUCAGGUCAUCACAUCGGCUGUCGACCUACGAAACAAGUUCGACACGGUCAAAGCCAUUCUUUCGAACAGUUCGGAAGACUGGAACAAACGGCAGACUGAGCUGAAAACAGUCAGAAGUAUCAUCAUCAACGGAGAGAAACUCGUGGAUCGGUCCCAGAUGAUCUCUUACAUUGUUCAGUUACUCGGAUGUUUCGAGAUGGCAGUCAAAGACCUGCGAUCUCAGGUUCUGAGGGAAGCAGCCAUAACUUGCAGGCAUGAAAAGCAGACUAAAUUCAACGAUUAACAAUAUAAUUUCAGUUUCAUUGUUAGCAAAUAUGGCAUCGAAGUUCACUCGAUCGGAGAGGAUAUCCUGGCUCUGGCCAUGGCCCAAGUCGCUGUUAGUACCAAGAUCAUGGCUACUUCAGCGAGCACAUUGACAGAGUUCAUAGUAGAGGUAAGUCUUCAUUUCGGAAUUGCUGUCACUCCUUGACAUAUUUUCAGUAUAUUCAAACUCGCCAAGUAUUCACAGUUCUCUCAUCUUUCUCAACUUCCAAAGACAAAUCACAACGGAGACAGCUUGCCGCUCUUCUUGAAAUUGUGAUCAGCAAAUGGAGUGAUCGAAUCAAAAAGGUAAGUAGAUUUCUUUGUUUUUUUUACUUAUGAAAAUAGAGUUUUCAGCAAAUAAUGCGACAAAUCUGUGAGCUUAUAAGGUCAGCCAUCAACGACGCGGAUUCGGAGGCGCGGACGGCGGGAAGGAAAGCCUUCGCGAAACUGGACGAAACGCAUCCAGAAGAAGCAGAUACUCUGUACCAGGAGUUGGAUCACGCAAAGCAGAAGAUGUUGCGAGGGGGAGAUGCCGCUUCCUCCUGGGCAAGCGUCAACAGUGACAAAGGAUCCAUUCCCAUCCGAUCGAAGCUCUCGGCUGGCGCGAAAGCGCAUGCUAACAUUAGUGCCAGUGAGUUCAGAUUGCAAAACAUUAAAAUUGUGCUAGUUUUCAGAAUUUCUUGCACAACGGAGCGCUUCUGCAAUUGACACGAAAGCCAUGAAAAUGAACGCUUCAAGGGGAUUAGUCCGUCCGACUUCUACGAAAACAAUGGCCAGACAAGAAACUUCUCCAGCUGGAUGUACGUUUUCAUUUCCGAGCUUACUCGUAAUCAUUUUGAUUCCAGCAAAGAUUGCCUAUCCAAAUCGACCUGGCUCUAGAACCAGAACAUCUUCGAUUACUUCGGCUGACUCUCGCGACACUUCUCCCACUCGGAAGCACUCUCCGUUGCCUCCAGAACUACAAAAAGCACGUGUCCAAUACGGAAACGGCUCUUUCUUUGCAAAACUCGGAAUGCCGGAAGACACCGACGACGACGAGUUUCUGCUUCCGAUUCGGAUUCGCUCGCCCAUGAAAACGCCGUCGGGAGAGAUGAGAGAGACUGUUUCGAGAGCACUAAAAGAGUGCUGCUCCGCGUCGAUGCCCGAGAAGAAAGAAGGAAUCAAGAAGCUGCUGCCGAUUGUGGCGUGAGUGGGAAGAGUUCAAUGAAACAUAAAAUGAGAAAGGGUUUCAGUGACACGAGUCUGAAUGCUCUUGAAAUCAAAAACAUUGGAAACUGUCUGAACCGUCUGCUUGCGGAUGCCUCCAAUCCAAUGCUUCUCGAGAUCUAUUCCAUUUUCGUGCGUACCCACAGCAGCCGUCUCUCCGAAUGGCUCCGUUUGGCACUUGCAAAGUUGUUUGCCAAAAAGGCAGCUGAUACCCUUCCGAACACGCGAAAACAGAUAGGUCACACUUUGAACGUAAUCCUCGAAAGUUUCAACGCUCGUCAUCAACUGGCGACAGUUUGCGAACUAAUGUGUGAUCCCAUACAUUUGAUGGUUCCAAAGGUGAGUCGCAGAGCAGAAACGCCCUCAGAUCAAUCAUGUUUUGACAGGCGAGAGUGGUGCUGCUCGAGUACAUGACAAGUCUUUUGGACGAGUACACGGAACCUGGUGCGGAGAUAAACAUCAAGGAGUUGAAGGGGGCGAUUCGGAAGAUGUUCUCUUGGAUCGGUGAUCAAAGACAGGCGAUGCUGCUGACUCCGCACGUCGAGAAGGCGAUCUGCUCAAUGUUCUGCGUGAACACCGCCGAUUUCUCGGCUCUCCUCUCCGAAUUUGAUGCCGAUCAGAAGAACUGGAUACAUCAAACAUUGCAGAGAAAUGGCCUCGAAAAUGGAAUAAGGUUUGUUGUGCGGCCAUGCAUUCGAGAUGACCCGACGUCCCCAGACGCAUCUUUCUUUUUGCAGUCAUUCCACACGGACGGCAGCCAACUUUUCCGUCAAGCAAGAGCCGACAUCUUUCAUUCUGCCCGAGCUCGGAGCCCGCAAAGGCGCUCCUUGCUCUGCCGUCAAUCUCGGCUCUUUCAAUUCAACGAAUUCAGCACUCAGCAAACUGGAAGAGCAGUCGACGUCACGGUUAAUGGAGAAAGUGAAUGUGAGCGUUUUGUAGAAAUAUUGAGAUUAUUUACCCACUUGGUUUCAGCUGAACUCGACAGUCACUCUGCCGCCGGACACAUUCGAAAAGAUCCAAAAUGUUCAAGAACUACUGCACAAUAUGCGAAAUGCGGAGAAUGCGGACGAGCAGGAGAGUGCCAUUAGCACUAUUUACAUGAUGAUUUGCGACGGAGGAUUCGGUGUUUGGGAUCAAUGCUACGCGAAGCUGCUUCUCAAUAUAUUCGAGAUUCUCUCCAAGAGUCGAUCUGAGAACAACAAGAAAAUGUGUCUCCGGAUUCUGGGAAAGAUGUGCACCGCGCAGGCAUCCAAGCUGUUCGAUUCAACCGAAAUGGCCGUUUGCAAAGUGCUCGAUGCAGCAGUCAACACGAACGACGCAACGACUUCUCUCGCCGUGGACGACUGUCUCCGUACUCUGGCCACUCACCUACCCCUUCCGAACAUCAUCAAUAUAGCGAGAGUGAUUCUGAACCAAGAGCCAAUCGAUGACGUGAGAGCCUCUCUCGUGCUCAAAAUGGUGACGAGACUGUUCGAAGAACUGCCGCCGGACGAACUGCAGAAUGUCGUGGAUGACAUCACUCCGAGUGUGAUUCAAGUAAGCCACUUUCUCGUGUUUACUCAUUCUCAAUACCCCCACUUCCAGGCAUACCAAUCGACGUCAUCGUCAGUUCGGAAGACCGUUGUCUACUGUCUCGUUGCCAUGGUUAAUAAAGUCGGCGAGCGGCGGAUGGAGAAGCAUUUCACGAAGCUUCCCAAGGCGAUGGUAAGGCUUCCCUUCGUAUGACGUAUCUAACGUCCAUCCCUCAUUUUCAGACCAAUCUCAUCCAAGUGUACGUCAACAGGGCAAUCUCGGCGAGUCUCCCUCGAAUGUGA